This is a messenger RNA of Topomyia yanbarensis, 3119 nucleotides long. RefSeq lists its product as uncharacterized. Bases 2045 to 2992 code for a protein of 315 amino acids. NCBI's taxonomy places the organism in Eukaryota, Metazoa, Arthropoda, Insecta, Diptera, Culicidae. The record is from RefSeq and is a predicted model, not a curated record. The transcript is spliced from 4 exons.
AUCAUUCGUUAGCAGCAAACAAUAUAUGAAUUUCAUGUAAUUGUUUUCGCCGACGAUUUCUAUGACGCGCUCUCGUCAAAUGUUUACACUCUAACGAGCUAGCCUAGUAUAUGUAAGCCGUGAUCAGAUCUACCAUAGUUUGCAGAUGAAACUUGGGAUGGCAGGCUGUUAGCGGAUUGACAAAGUACCAGAUCAUGCUGUGUGGGGUGCUGUCCCGGUUAACAAUGAGGAGAACGAGAUAUUUGCAGAUACGUCAUUUAGUCGGACAACUGUCAGUUUGUUGGUUGAAUUUAAUUUGGUUUUUUUUUUAAUUUAAAAAUCAGAAAAGAAUAAUUAAGGUUUAAGAAUGAUAUGAGUGCACUCGUAAGGACACCUGCUAUCAAUAUAUAUGAAAAACUGGCACAUUUUUUCCAAAUUAAAGAUCCCUAUUGGGUGGCUUUCCCCAAAAACCAUUCCUCAGAAACUAAAAUACCGAAGUGUUUCCCCAGAAAGAACCAUUCUUCAGAAAACCAUAUCCAGAAUGCUCAGAAAUCAUUCCACAGAUAUAACCAUUUCCCAGACAUUUUUUUGAAGCGGGAAAAAAUCUUGAUGAAAAUCAAAAAUCUUUUUCAAAAUGUUGGCCAUAUUGCUUUCUUCGAAGAGUGCACUGCUAGCAGCAUUAGACAAUAGCAAUAUUUUUACAUUAUUCUUUCAAUAAUAUAAACAUUAUGUACAUAUAGGACAAAUCACAAAAUUCAGAACAGGUGUGUUUUUCAGUGCCAUUUGGCAACAACCAUAGAAAGCGGUAGCCCCCUUCCUAGCAUAUAAAAGAAUGGUACAUUGCAAAAUGACGCCAUAUGAGUAAAAUGCCCGAAAAAAUGACAGUUCAGCGAGCUUGUUUACAUGGUGUUAGAAUUCGAACCUAGUUUCUUGUACUUGGCGAAACCAAAAAUUUUCUAAGUCCAUUAUAACAUGGACGUAACAAAAUGGAAAAAAAACUUUGCGGAGUGGGAAUUAUAGACGAAAAGUGAGUUUGUAUCGGAGAUCGGAUUGUCCUGAAAUCCUUGAGCCUUCCGAUAAAGUAAUUGUGGAAACACCCAAUUCUACACCUACAAUUUCAUUUGAAAAAUCGGAUGAUGAAAGCUCAGAUAAUUCUGUGAGCGCCUACAGCCCAGAUGAAAAUUCCGAUGAAGAGCCCAGCGAAAAAUGGAGUAUCUUAUUUUCCGAAGAUUCUUUUACCGGAGAAUUAGUUCAAAACAAAACCGAAGAGGAAAGUUUAUCUUCAUUCCUACGCAACUGGAGCAUUCAGUAUAACAUUGCACAUACUGCAUUGAAGCCAUUGCUGCAAAAACUGAACCAGCUUGAUAAAACACUGCCGGAAAGCCCAAGGCGACUUCUUCGCACUCCAAGGAUCAAUGCUACAAUUAUAAAUAUAGAUGGUGGACAAUAUUGGCAUCAGGGUCUGGAAAAUUGCCUACGUCAGUCUUUCAUCGAUUUGAAAAGUUCGAGAUUACUGUACAUAAAUAUCAAUAUUGACGGAUUACCAUUGUUCAAAAAUGGUACUGAUCAAGUUUGGCCAAUAUUAUUCAACAUUCACGGAGACACAUGCUUCAAUCCAAUGAUCAUUGGCCUUUUCUACGGGAAAAGUAAACCUAACAAAGUGGAGCAGUUCUUGAAACCACUUGUGGACGAAAUUGUUCCAAUAGUCUGGCCUUGAUAUAAAUGUGGGUUCAAGUUAUCAAUUAAAAUCCGCGCAUUUAUUUGUGAUUCUCCUGCCAGAGCUUUCAUUAAGGGUGUGGUUAAUUUCAAUUCAUUCCAUGGCUGCUUAAAAUGCCAAACCAUUGGACAGCAUUCCACACUUCUUCAUACAAAUAUUUUUCCGCAAACAUUUGCCGAAAAAAGAACUAAACACGCUUUCCGAUCUGGUUCCUAUCAAAUUCGCAAAAUUCGUGAAGAUGGUAAACUCAAAAAAAGCAUUGUUGUUUCACCACUCCUACGACUUCCAAUAGAUAUCAUAGAGGAUGUGAUUGUGGCCGAUUCUCUUCACCUGCUUCAUCUUGGUAUAAUGAAACGAUUACUUCUGUCAUACAAAGAUGGUCACAAUGGUAGUGAAGACAGUAGGUGGUCAAACAAUGUCGUCAUGCAAAUAUCGAAAAUUCUCAAAUCCAUUAAACUUCCGACCGAAAUACACAGGGCUGUUCGAGGAAUCGAUUGUUUGACCCAUUGGAAAGCAUCAGAGUGUGCUUCAUUUCUUCAUUGCAUUGGAAUUAUUGUUCUCAAACAUUUCAUCAAGAAAGAUCAGUUUCAAAAUUUUGCAAAUUUAUUUUGUGCAGUCACAAUUUGUUCAAGUUCAUACUACAUACGAUUUUUACCGGUCGCUCAAACAUUAUUUGAAGAUUUCAUUGCAAAUUAUUACUUGUUUUACAAUUCCAUUACCAGUAACAUUCAUAAUUUAGUCCAUAUAGUUGACGAAGUCUCACGAUUUGGCCCCCUACCGACAAUUUCUUCUUACCCCUUUGAAAACCAUCUUUUUCAGGUCAAGAAAUUAGUAAGAUCGGGAAAGCUUCCCUUAAACCAAAUCAUAAAUCGCAUAACUGAGAAAUAUUCAUUUAAAUCAAUAAUAGAUGAGCCUGCCGAGUUUCCUAUAUUCAAAUACCCAAUGAAAUUUGAUCAUUCUCAGUAUGGUUAUGUAGGCCUCACUAAUAACUUCAUGUUGGCUACAAAAUUUCCUGAUAGGUGGUUUCUUACGAAAGAUAAAAGGAUAGCAGCUAUGCAAUAUGCAAACACCAAUGGUAUUUACGGUUCAGAGGUGAACGAAAUCGAAAAUCUUUUUGAAUAUCCUUUGUCAUCACCCUGUAUCAACGUUUUCAAAGCACCUAGCAGAUAUGAAUUACUUGAACCAAGAAUGUACGGGUUCGAUAAAGUUUUAUGUAAAUUAGUAGUAAUUGUAGUACUUGACGAAACAUCAUUUAUACCAUUAUUACAUACUUUACCUGCGACUGAACAACAAUAAAAUGGUUGAAAUCAAUCGAUAAGACAUUUAGAGCCCAUGACAUACAUACCUGUUCAACUAAAACAAAAUUUAAUACGCGUGGUAAUCAAUAUCAAUUAUAUUGACUCAAUCAAUGUAACAACAUAUC